UACGCUGCGUGUCCGGUUGGGAGACCGCGCUAGUCGCGGCGGCGACGGCUGCUCGGCUCGGCCUGCCCCAGCCUCGUCGUCACGUCACGUCACGUCGUUUCGCUUCUCCCGGCCUGUUGCGUCCGUCUUGCCGUGACUACCGCACCGCCGUUCAGUCGCGCUGCCGGCAUCAUCCCGCUCGCAAGCGUACAACACGGGCCUCCCCGGCCCUCGUCCGAAAAGUGGCCGCGCCGCCAGGCGCCGUUUUUCCAGUCUCUCGUUUCGGGUCUCGGCGUUUCCGGCUCGGGCGAGGCGCUUUUUCCACGCACCCGUAGAAACCCCGGCUGCGCUUUUGGUGCGCGAACGCACACACUCGUGACCCUCCGUCGACCGCGCGGCUCUCCGCUGAAACCGGUGAGGACUCGAUGACUGGAAUAUAUAUGAUUACAUGUCUUUUUUUUUAUUGAAGCUACUUUGUUAAAUUAAAGUAGCGUCUCGCUCAGUCUUCUCCGACGGGUCUCUAUUAUGAAGGACUUCUCCGGAAAAGUGCAGGAUCGAGAAUCGAUCGAGUGAUUCCGUUCUCGCGAGACGGAGAGAUUUGCUGCGAUUGGCAAUUUUCGAACCCGAGAUUCAGUUCGGGUUCGCUCGACGAGGAAAUUUUCCGGCGUCGGUUUAACAAUCGACGGCAAGCCGUCUGUGAUCGUCCGGAGAGAGGCUCUCAGAGAGAUCUCAUUUACCAGAUAUUGUCCGUAAGUGAACCCAUGCGGAGUCGAUUGUGCGGUUUGUGGCAGUUUGUGGUUGUGGGGUGAAAUGUAACACACGCAGCAUUCCUCGUCGCAAGAGAGGCAAGAGAAAAAGCGCGAGCGAAAGAAGCUGCGGAUGGUGGAUUCGAGGAAGAAACGUUCGCUGGCGUUCCGGAGAAUUACCCGCCGUGCGCAUCUGUCUCCUGCACAUUCUUCAGUCAUUUCGAGACCGCCGACACGAGACGACAUGACGUUUUCCGUCGCCACGAAGGAAGAGCUCGACGUGAGUUGAGCGCAAGGCUCUCGUCCGCACCACGAAGGAAGUUCCUUGGUUUUAGCAGCGGGCGAAGCGAUGGGAUUGGCCGGAGGGAACUCUCCGACGGGACAAAUCGCUGCUACAGCCGAGCUGGUAAUCGCGGCCACCAUGACGAGGAUGAGCGAAGAUCCAGAAACCCCUGAAGAAGAGCGCAAAUGGGAGAGGUGACGUAUCCAGUGAUGCGUAAACGGCGUGGACUGGGUAGCGCCUUUCUGGGCCUCUUCGUGGGUCUACUUCUGGGUUUCCUGGUACUCAGCUACCGUCUGAUCGUUUCCAAUCAGCAACAGCAGGUCGCCAUGUGGACCUCCAUGCCUGGGCUGCGGUCGCCGCCGAGAGCGUCCGCUCGGAACAUGCCGAGGCUGAAGGACGACGAGCGAAUCAACAGCUCGACCUCGAGUCUCGUGUUUGUGGGCGUGAUGACGGCUCAGAAGUACCUGGACACGCGGGCUAAGGCCGUCUACGAGACCUGGGGCAAAGAGCUACCCGGCAAGAUUGCCUUCUUCUCGUCCGAGUCCUCCACCGUGCCCGACAACUGCCCGGAGUUGCCUCUGGUGCCGCUCCCGCGGGUGGACGACACCUACCCGCCACAGAAGAAGUCCUUCAUGAUGCUGCAGUACAUGUGGAGCAACUUUGGCGAUCGCUUCGAGUGGUUCCUUCGGGCGGACGACGACGUAUACGUGAGGACCGACCGGCUGGAGAAGUUGCUGAGGUCCGUCGACUCCAGAAGAGCGAUGUACAUCGGUCAGGCCGGCAGGGGUAACUCGGAAGAGUUCGGAUUGCUGUCGCUGGAUUACGACGAGAACUUUUGCAUGGGUGGCCCGGGGGUGGUGCUAUCCAGGGAGACCCUGAGGAGGAUCGUGCCGCACAUCAAGUACUGCCUGCGUCACUUGUACACCACGCACGAGGACGUCGAAUUGGGCAGAUGCGUAAAGAAGUACGCGGGGAUCCCCUGUACUUGGAGCUACGAGAUGCAGUCCAUUCUCUAUCACAACAGCAGCGGGGCCCAAGCAUUCACCGGAAAUCUCAAGAAGAAGGAGGUUCAUCGUGCCAUUACUUUGCAUCCUGUGAAAAGUCCGCCUCACAUGUACAGGCUGCACAAUUACAUGAGGGGGCUGCAAAUACAAGAGCUGCAGCAGGAGAGGAUCCGCUUGCACCGAGACGUUCACACGAUGGCCCAGGAGCUCGGAGUCAGGCCGGAUACCCUGAAGAAUUACGAGCUAGUGGAGGGUCUGCAUCUUUUUCCGGCCGAUCCCAAUUCCGAGAAUUACCCGGGCGACACGGACGUACUAGGUGUACCGGCGAGUUUAAGUUCGUUCAAGCCGGCGACGAGUGACGAGGUGAUCCCGUGGGGCUUCCUCUCGCGGCUGGAAUACAGCUUGACCGACUCUAAUCCAAGGCGGCGUAUUCAUAGCGACAUUAAAGAGGGCCUGGAAGAUAUCACGAGGGAGGUCAUGGCCUCCAUUAAUUCCUGCUCGCGGCAGCGCGGCCGUGUUGUCGAGGAGCGAUCGGCGCUUUAUGGGUACAGAAGGGUGAACUCUUAUGGGGCUGACACGAUAUUAGAUCUUCUAUUAGUUUACCGGAAGUACCGGGGCAGGAAGGUCACUCUUCCCGUCAGACGACACGUUUAUCUCCAUCAGCACUUCAUUGGACUGGAGAUACGCGAGACGGUAAACGGCGUCGAAGUCGAUCCUCACCAAAGAUCAGACGACACGUCUAUCCACCAUCUGUUCCGCGGUGGUUUCCUGAAUCUCAACUUCAACCAGCAGGAAGAGGACUCAGUGCGAAGCAAGACCAUAAACUUCAUCCUGCCGUUGUCAGGCCGCUAUGAGAUUUUCCAGAGGUUCCUGAAGAACUACGAAGACAUCUGCCUGACCGUCGGCGAGAAGACGUCGCUGCUCGUCGUGCUCUACCAGCGCAAGGAUGAGAACUCCUUCAACAAGACGAUAGAUCUGAUCGAACGGCUCAAGUACAAGUAUCGCAGCGCCAGCAUGGAUGUCCUGUCGAUAUCCGGCGAGUUCUCCAGAGCCAGAGCCUUGGACACGGCCGUGUCGAAAUUGCAGCCCGAUGAUCUGAUGCUGUUCAUCGACGUGGACAUCGUUUUCACGAAUUCAGCGUUGAACAGAAUACGUCUAAACACGCUUCCAGGUCGGAGGAUAUACUUUCCGAUCGUCUUCAGCCAGUACAAUCCCCAAGUGGUAUACAGUGAAACCAGCAGGCAGGACAGAUUCACCAUAAACGAGGUCUCCGGCCAUUGGAGGCAGUACGGCUUCGGGAUCGUUUCUCUUUACAAGAGAGAUUACGUCACCAUCGGCGGGUUGGAUCUCUCGAUUCAGGGAUGGGGGAAGGAGGACGUGGAGUUCUACGAGAAGGCGGUCAAGUCGGGCCUCGACGUCUUUAGAGCCGCGGACAGGCAUCUGGUGCACGUGUAUCACGAGAUCGAGUGCAGCAAAGAGCUGCCGAGUCUUCAAUUCUCCAUGUGCAUGGGAUCCAAAGCUGACACGUACGCCGGCGUCGAGACCUUGUCUGACAUGAUUUACGCUAACCCGAAUAUACUGCACUUCGCCAAAGAGAGGAGACAGAAGAGGACCAAUCCGGCUGGCUGAUGGCAACAAGCUUGCAAUGUGAGAGAUUAUCGGCUGUCGAAAAUAGUUGUUAGAAAAAGAAGAUUCUAGUUGACAGUGAAAAACGACAUGAACUGCAUGAAGUUGCAGUGGAGAGAGAGAGAGAGAGAGAGAGAGAGAGAGAGAGAGGGGGGGAGAGAGAGAGAGAGAGAGAGAGAGAGAGAGAGAGAGAGAGAGAGAGAGAGAUGCGAUGGGGACGCGUGUCCCUUCGAGGUAGAGGCGUCCUUUUCGUCAGCGGUUCAGUCUUGGCGGGCAAUACCGACGAGCGGACCGUCCGAACUAAACCUCGGUGCCAGAUUGUUAGUUAGGUGUUGUAAAUAUGGAAUGUUAUUUCAUUCGAGUCUCAAGUAAGCUUUGAAAGAUUGGAAGGAUUUCACGCGCUCCGCUGUAAGACGAGAAACGUAUGUAUCGGCCGCAGCUUCGACGGAGAGACUAUAAUUCUCACAAGGUUUUUUAUCGUGAAAUGCGAUAAUCAAGAUAUUGAUGUAGGCGCAUGUGUCUUUUUUUAUUCCCGAAUUUAUUUACAAUGUAGGAUACACUGAUCUGGUAAUAGAGCGGAUCCUGCUAUACUGAAACUGCAUUAAUCAGCGAUGACUGCCGUAGCGAGAAGUUUAAUCACACUUCGGGAAUAACGAAAGACGCGUCGCCGACUAUCGACAAUCGAAAUCAAGUGUAAUGGCCUGUAUUUUAUAAGAUCGUUAGCGUCUGAAGUAAGUCUUAAUGCCGUAACGCUAAGUUUAAAUGUGAUAUUAUCGUGCCUUUGAUGAAACUUUAUUCCGCAAUCUUUCGUUUCGUACUGCCGAUCUCGUAACGCAUAAAAGCGCGUUACGGCUAUCCCGAUAUAUGUAGAUGUAAAUACUCUCGAAUUGUCUCUCUUGUUUCGCGCUUUUGUAUCCCCCUCGUGAUAACGUUCGAAAUACGCUGAGAUGCAGUCAAUCGAUGCAUCGAUCUCGUUCUCGGGAAAUUCGCCGGCGACUAGAACUUCUGAGAAACUCCGUAAUCAGAGAGGUGCAGAGGAGAGGUCAAACUUCGAUGAAAAAUAACAUUGAUGUUGCGAGGAAACGGAGUUGAAAAAGAACCGAUUGUUAGUCCACGCGAAUCGUGUUGCUAGCGAUAGCUUAUCAUCGAGCUUCUCAGCGACGUUCGGGGAAAAUAAAAACCAAAAGAGAAAUGUAACAGUUAGAGACGCAAUAAAUAACGAUAAUUUAUAGUUAUAUACUUGUGAUGUGUUUGGCAAUAAACGAGAACACAGAGAAUACUGUUUGCAAGAGAGCGCGAUUUUUCCUCAAGACGGCGCACGUCUACGAUGUGCACCUCAGAGUGCAAUUAUCGGUAAUAAAUGUUGUAUUGUUGCGUCAUCACGCAUGCAAGAGAUACGUUAUCGCUGUAAUGUUUAGACGUUAUAGUCGAUUAAUAUGCCUUUGAUUAUUCCGCAUGCAGUGAAUAUAUUUGCGACCGCAGUAACGGCCUGCGUCCUCCCGAAACCUCGCACCAAGAAAAGAAGAGAGCAGACACUGAAGAAUUUCCAUUUAUAUCGCUUGAUAAUGGUAUUCAAAUUUUUUCCAACUUUUGACUCGCGAUGUACAAUAUUUUUUACCAAGCGGUCUCCUACAAUAACGGUACCGUCGUUGUUUUAUUUCAGCGCUGCCUAACGACAACUGGCGUCUCAACGUGGCGAAGCUGUCGACAGUUGUCUUGCAUAUUAUUACGAUGAUGGUAGAUAAUAGCGUAUCACUCAAGCUCAAGGCCAUUCGCGAUCGUUCGCCGCGUUAACGGCAGACGGCGCAUUUAUAAGACCAGGUUGCGUCUCGUUUCCGCAUGAGUCUUCAACGCGUGUAAGUGCAAUCGUUAUCAGCAGUCCGCAUCAAAUUGCGCCUUAGAGAAAACCGCGAGAUUGUCGACUUAGCCUAGUAUCGAACGUAGAAGAAUACACCUUCCCGAGGAAAAUUCUUCAACAAGGAGACCUAGAAGGAAGAAGAGCUUCCUGAACAACCAGCAGUGGCUA
Messenger RNA from Harpegnathos saltator (Jerdon's jumping ant), 5664 nucleotides. It is a transcript of the gene Chsy, whose product is annotated as Chondroitin sulfate synthase. The coding region runs from base 1194 to 3641 and encodes 815 amino acids. Gene Ontology annotation, cellular component: Golgi cisterna membrane. Lineage: Eukaryota; Metazoa; Arthropoda; Insecta; Hymenoptera; Formicidae. The transcript has 7 exons. Gene Ontology annotation, molecular function: glucuronosyl-N-acetylgalactosaminyl-proteoglycan 4-beta-N-acetylgalactosaminyltransferase activity. The record is from RefSeq and is a predicted model, not a curated record.